CACAACUCUGACGUUUCAUGUUGUUGUACGACCAGUGAGAAGUGAAAAAUCAUCAAUCUCUGGCUGGAAUCCCCGCAAACUCUCUUCCAGAUUUUACGUUUUUAUCGCCUUGAGGCCGAUUCUUUCCCCAGGGCCACACGAUGAUCAAGGCCAUUUUAGUGUUCAACAAUCAUGGGAAACCGCGGCUGUCCAAGUUUUACCAGUAUUUUAACGAAGACAUGCAGCAGCAGAUAAUCAAGGAAACGUUCCAGCUGGUGUCAAAGCGGGACGACAAUGUUUGCAACUUUCUCGAGGGUGGCAGUCUGAUUGGUGGGUCCGAUUUCAAGCUGAUCUAUCGGCACUAUGCCACGCUGUACUUUGUCUUCUGUGUGGACUCGUCGGAGAGCGAGUUGGGCAUUCUGGACCUGAUUCAAGUGUUUGUCGAAACGUUGGAUAAAUGCUUCGAAAAUGUUUGCGAAUUAGAUCUCAUUUUCCACGCGGAUGCCGUCCACCAUAUCCUGUCCGAGCUGGUGAUGGGAGGGAUGGUACUUCAGACCAAUAUGGCAGAUAUCCUGGCUCGGAUCGAAGAACAAAACAAACUGCAGAAGCAGGAAGCUGGUCUGUCGGCCGCUCCGGCACGCGCCGUCAGUGCCGUCAAGAGCAUGAAUCUCCCCCAGCAGAUCAAGGACAUCAAAUUACCUGAUCUUCCCCAAGCCAUCAAGGACUUGAAAUUCUGACCAAACACCAACUUCGACACUUCGUUACUCAACAAGAUAGCGUCCGACUCGUCCUACAUUCCGAUCAACAGCGCCCUCGACGGGUUCAACUUUGACUCGUACCAAUCGGAGCAUCCUCCGUUGGCCAUCUGCGAAUCGUCCAGUUCCGCCGCUAGCAGUGAAUUACGACGGCAGCAGCAGCAAAAAGGCAGACGGAAGUCGUCUAAAAGGAACGUCGCCGGCAAUGGCGAACAAGGCGACGAGGAAAUGGUCUAAAAUUGGUGCAGAAACAUAGAAAAAAAAAACUUCAAGAAAACACAAUAUAACGUGCAAUCUGCUUGUGGGCGUGCUUCUCAAUUGUGAACCAAACAUUAUAUUCAAGAGAUGUUAGUCGGAUGCUGUAUUAACCUAAUUAAUAAAGAUACACCUUUUAUAACAUAA
Molecule: messenger RNA, 1136 nt
Organism: Culex pipiens pallens (northern house mosquito)
Lineage: Eukaryota; Metazoa; Arthropoda; Insecta; Diptera; Culicidae
Gene: or
Product: AP-3 complex subunit sigma-2
Exons: 3
Coding region: 141-716 (191 amino acids)
Biological process (GO): Golgi to vacuole transport; intracellular protein transport
Cellular component (GO): membrane coat; intracellular membrane-bounded organelle; AP-3 adaptor complex
Source: RefSeq, a predicted model, not a curated record